AUGUUCUCGAGAGCGACGAAGGACCCUUUAACAGGGGAUUUGGAUACCCUUGCAACUCUGCAUCAUGUCAUGAGGUUUGUGCCAUACAACCGCCGCACCCUUUGCGCGAUGCGUUGUGUGUCCAAGCCCUACCGUUACGCCGUGCAGCACCCAAAGAGUCCGUGGGCUGACCGUGAGGAAAUCAUGAUAUCAAGUGAUUGCCACUGCAUUAUUUUCAACGCCAAGGAUGAUGAAGAGGGACGGUCCAACUUCUGCCUUAGCUCCGUCUCCCCUAUAGCCCGUAAGUUUAAGAUGUUAGGCGCGACGUUGCUGAGCCGCUACCAUCAGCGCGUGGCGGACGGCCUCACACGGCUCGUGUUGCACCACUCUAUGAUUGAUGUUGGGUUCUUUGACAUUCUGGCCCCCCUCACCAACCUGAGGGAAUUAGAGCUGGUGGCAUGUCGUGCAAUCACGUCCAUAGCGGAGGCCAGUCGCCUGGCAAACCUCGAAUCAUUAGAAGUACAUUUGUGCCCUCUCCAUCCUGACGGCGCCGUUGGACUGCUGCUCCCAAAGUUAAAGCGACUGAAACUGCAUUCGUGUUUUAAACUAAGUUCCCUCAACGGCAUUGCGGAACAAACAGCUGCUGCGUUAGAGGAGCUUUAUGUGGAGAAUUGUAACGUUUAUGACGACACUGCAAACGAAUUUUUUGCACACUUCACGCCGAAACUGCGUAUUCUGCACUUGCCUGGGACCCACAUUGACACCGCGCUCACGUUCAUACCCGAGGAGGUACGAGAAAAGGGGCUUACUUCCCUACACCUCCGCGAUACACCCCUACGCUUUGAGACAUUCUGCGAGUUGGCUCCAUCAUUACACGAACACCUGGAAUUCCUUUCAUUGGAGGGUUGCAAUGACCUAGAGAGCUACGAGCCUUUAGCGAGGUUAGAACAGCUCCGCUUCCUCGAUGUUUCGUCGUCGUACCAUGGCGAGGGCCUGCACUUUGCUGCGGCGUGCGCAAAACUUGAGCUCUUCCGUAUGGCGGAGGUACAAUUUGACAAUAUUAUGUUCCUCUCGUCGCUUCAGUCACUGCGUGUGCUGGACGCGCCAGGUUCUGGGCUUAAUGACCCGUCACUAAUGUUUCUCGAGCAUUUGCCAAUGCUCGAUACAGUUAUAUUGACUGGCUGCAUUCUCAUUACAAAUAUCAAUGUGCUGGCGAAAUGCCCGCGCAUCCGGCGCAUUUUCUGCGCCCGCACAGGAGUAACGAAUGAGGGAAUCUCGCAGCUGACCGAGUGUGCCGAGCUGGAGGAGCUUGAUCUGAAGUUGACGACGGUAACUGAUGUCAACUUCCUUGUAAGCUGCCCCACGCUGAAGUGCAUUAAUGUGUGCAGCGCGGUUAGUGGUAUUGAGGGGCUCCAAGCGCUUAUGGGCAAAAAGGGUCUUGAAGUGAUUUGCGAUUCCUUUGAUACGAGGGGCGACUUCGUCGACAUGUAG
Messenger RNA from Trypanosoma grayi, 1470 nucleotides. RefSeq names its product Leucine-rich , ribonuclease inhibitor subtype. NCBI's taxonomy places the organism in Eukaryota, Euglenozoa, Kinetoplastea, Trypanosomatida, Trypanosomatidae. The coding region runs from base 1 to 1470 and encodes 489 amino acids. The record is from RefSeq and is a predicted model, not a curated record. The transcript has a single exon.